AUGAAACUAGAAGAACAAAAAGUUCAAGAACUCUUGGAAUAUCUUACAAAUAACCCAAUAUACCCUCCCCCAAUUAUGAACCCCGAAAUUAUUUUUCGAUCGUUAAACGGAAGUCCGAAAGCUAGAGUUAAACCUACAACUAGUCGAUCUCUUCUACGAUUCUUCGUGAGAGAGUCAGCAAGGCAAUCCCAAAUGAUUGUAACCGAAUUCAUUAUUAGCAAAACCGAAUUCCAUUUGCGUAAAAGAGCUACUAUGGAAGAAAUGUUGGUGUAUCAAAGAUUGUCUGAACAAGUAAACGAGAGAAUCAAAAGAAGAUGA
This is a messenger RNA of Funneliformis caledonium, 318 nucleotides long. The record is from the annotation of a GenBank genome assembly. Lineage: Eukaryota; Fungi; Glomeromycota; Glomeromycetes; Glomerales; Glomeraceae.